ACUGCAUUCACCGAAACCAAAGCAACAGUCGGAGGAGCUUUCAGAAUGACAGUACGCAGAAGUGAACACUGCUUGUUCAUUGAACAGGGUCAUCCUGGCUUCUGUGCUCCAACGCAGUUUCCUUAGCUGGAUCGGGAGUGCUAACUAUGAGAACUGCUGCCCAAUGGAAUACAGACGGGUGAAUUCAGACAGCUGAGCAUCACUUGGAGGAAUCUAUCAUGCUUUGCACGGGGAGAUUUUAAAGAAGCUCGUUUCUAAAUGUAAAGAUGCAAAAACGCACCAUCCAUGAAGAUCCUAUUACCUAGGAAGAACUUGACAUUCUGCUGCAAAUGCUGUGUUGGGAUUUAUUUAUUCUUGGGAUGUUCUGCAUGGCUGGCAAAGAAUAAUGUUCCAAAAUCGGUCCAUCUCCCAAGGGGUCCAAUUUUUCUUCCUGGGUGUCAGCAAGCCCUGACUCACCACAGAGCAGCUGACAGGGGCUGUCAUGCUUGUGGCACCCUAAGCAAAAGCAAAAGACCUAACGACGACCUUUGAAAACACAAAGGAUGGGUUUCAAUGUAUUUAGGCUACUGAGCGGAUCAGCUGUAGCCCUGGUAAUAGCCCCUACUGUAUUACUGACAAUGCUUUCUUCUGCUGAACGAGGAUGCCCAAAGGGCUGUAGGUGCGAAGGCAAAAUGGUAUAUUGUGAGUCCCAGAAAUUACAGGAGAUACCCUCAAGUAUAUCAGCUGGUUGUUUAGGUUUGUCCCUCCGAUACAACAGCCUCCAGAAACUAAAAUACAAUCAGUUUAAAGGUCUUAAUCAACUCACCUGGCUCUAUCUAGACCAUAACCACAUCAGCAAUAUUGAUGAAAAUGCUUUCAAUGGAAUACGCAGACUAAAAGAGUUGAUUUUAAGUUCCAACAGAAUUGCCUAUUUUCUUAAUAACACCUUCAGACCAGUAACAAAUCUUCGGAACUUGGAUCUGUCAUAUAAUCAGCUGCAGUCUCUGGGAGCUGAACAAUUCAGGGGCUUAAGGAAGCUGCUGAGUUUACAUUUGCGGUCCAAUUCCCUGAGAACAAUCCCUGUCCGAAUUUUCCAGGACUGUAGGAACCUCGAACUCUUAGACCUGGGCUACAACAGAAUCCGAAGCUUAGCAAGGAAUGUCUUUGCAGGCAUGAUCAGGCUGAAAGAGCUUCACUUGGAGCACAAUCAAUUUUCUAAGCUUAACUUGGCUCUUUUUCCAAGGCUAGUCAGCCUCCAGAACCUUUAUUUACAGUGGAAUAAAAUCAGUGUUAUAGGACAAACGAUGUCCUGGACCUGGAGCUCAUUACAAAGGCUUGAUUUAUCUGGCAAUGAAAUAGAAGCUUUCAGUGGACCUAGUGUUUUCCAGUGUGUGCCCAAUUUACAGCGUCUCAACCUGGAUUCCAAUAAGCUCACAUUUAUUGGUCAAGAGAUUUUGGAUUCUUGGAUAUCUCUCAAUGACAUCAGCCUUGCUGGGAAUAUAUGGGAAUGCAGCAGGAACAUUUGCUCCCUGGUAAACUGGCUAAAAAGUUUUAAAGGGCUGAGGGAAAAUACAAUUAUCUGUGCCAGCCCCAAAGAGCUGCAAGGGGUGAACGUUAUUGAUGCAGUGAAAAAUUACAGCAUAUGUGGCAAAAGUACUACAGAGAGGUUUGAAUUGCCACAGGCUUUCCCAAAGCCAACCUUUAAACCCAAAGUCAUCAGGCCUAAGCAUGACAGCAAGCCCCCUCUGCUCCCCACCGUCGGGUCCACAGAAGCCAGCUCAGAGCCUGAGCACGACACAGAACACAUCUCUUUCCACAAAAUCAUAGCAGGGAGUGUGGCCCUUUUCUUGUCUGUGCUUGUGAUCCUGCUGGUAAUCUAUGUGUCGUGGAAGCGGUACCCUGCCAGCAUGAAGCAGCUGCAGCAGCGCUCUCUCAUGCGAAGGCACAGGAAGAAGAAACGACAGUCGCUGAAGCAGAUGACUCCAACCACGCAGGAAUUUUAUGUCGAUUAUAAGCCAACUAACACCGAGACCAGUGAGAUGCUGCUGAACGGGACGGGACCCUGCACAUAUAGCAAAGCAGGCUCCAGGGAAUGUGAGAUACCUUUAUCUAUGAACGUGUCAACAUUUCUUGCAUAUGACCAGCCUACAAUAAGUUACUGUGGUGUACACCAUGAACUUCUCGCUCAUAAGCCCUAUGAAUCUAAUGCACAGGAAGAAACAAUGGAAACACACUUAGAGACUGAUUUGGAUCUGAGCACAAUCACAACGGUAGCACGAAAUCAGUGAUACAUUCAGUGGCCUGAAAUACAGCCAAGAGUUGCCACCAUUUUUUUUUUCACAUGAAGGAUGAAAUGAAGAUUUCUUCAGUAAUGGAUUCCAAAAUUCCUGUUCCGUUGAAAUUUACACAUUCAGAUACAGAUUGUUUGAUGUCUACAAUUUAUAAUUAGCUAAGUUGUGCAGUAUUUUUUGACUUUAAAAACAGAGUACAAUCCUUAAAAUAAAUCUUUUUUCAAAACUCAUCCUACCUACCUGUAAAAAAACAAAACUGUACAGAUCUAAUGUAUUUUUUCAUAUUGUAAAGUUUCAAUAUACUGAGAUGUACUGGUAUGUACAGGACCAUGAUUUAUUUACAUUUUACUUUGCAAAUUUCAGUUUCUAAAAUUUUAAAUUAACAAAAGUUUUAUCUUGUGUUAUAUUCAGAGUUUCUCAGUUUUGUAGAAACUGUUUUGUUACUGCUUUUGUGCCCAGAAAGAAAACUUCACUCUGAAAUUCUUUGCUGUGCAAAAUCUGCACAUCUGUUAUCACACUGACUGCGCAGGAAAUUCUAUCUAUUUGUUCCAGAAAUUAUCCAUUAACCAAAUGGAGGGGUGGAUUGUACAAGAUUACAGAGACAAAAUUUUUUCCUAUUAAAAAAGAAUCAAAGUUUUUUUAAAACAGUUCUCAGAAUUAACUGUUGCCUUGUAUUGCAGCCUGGUUUGUAAAGCAAUGAAAUGUAAUGAUAAAGAGGGAUAUUUUAUCAACGCA
Lacerta agilis (Sand lizard) is the source of this 3005-nucleotide messenger RNA. RefSeq names its product leucine rich repeat transmembrane neuronal 3 (gene LRRTM3). The record is from RefSeq and is a predicted model, not a curated record. The coding region runs from base 543 to 2267 and encodes 574 amino acids. The transcript has 3 exons. Lineage: Eukaryota; Metazoa; Chordata; Lepidosauria; Squamata; Lacertidae. Gene Ontology annotation, molecular function: protein binding.